AUGCAGCAUAAUCUGGAACAGCAAAUACAAGCCCGUAAUCAAUCUGGUGUCACGGAAGAGGCGUUGCGCGAGUUCUCGAUGAUGUUCAAGCACUUCGACAAGGAGAAAUCUGGACGUCUGGAUCACCAACAAUUCAAGAGUUGCUCUAGCGAGCGCUUGGCUACGAUCUUCCGAUGGUGGAUGAGGGCCAGCCUGAGCCAGAAUUUCAAUCGCAUCCUCGAUAUUGUUGAUCCAAAUCGUGACGGUUACUCAUCCGAGGAGAUCGAGAUGGCGUUCCGUGCCCUUUCCAAGAAUUUCCGUCCCUAUGUUACUGCCGAGGAGCUUUACGCGUUAAGCAGGAGUUUGUCUGUUGAAGUCAGCGCGAACCUCACCACGGAACAAGCCGAGUACUGUAUCAAGAGGAUGAAGCCGUACACGGAAGCGAUUUCUGGUCGCUCAAUCCAAGGAGGUCUCGAUUACGAGCAAUUCGGCAUGCUCUCUUCCAAAGUUAAAGAUAAUCGGCUUUUAUCGAUAAGCUUGUUAUCAUCGAUUAUUAUAGUGUAA
Messenger RNA from Cooperia oncophora, 543 nucleotides. The record is from the annotation of a GenBank genome assembly. NCBI's taxonomy places the organism in Eukaryota, Metazoa, Nematoda, Chromadorea, Rhabditida, Trichostrongylidae.